This is a messenger RNA of Uranotaenia lowii, 793 nucleotides long. RefSeq lists its product as uncharacterized. Bases 1 to 561 code for a protein of 186 amino acids. The transcript has 4 exons. Lineage: Eukaryota; Metazoa; Arthropoda; Insecta; Diptera; Culicidae. The record is from RefSeq and is a predicted model, not a curated record.
AUGAUUUUCAAUUUAACAAUAAGCUUCAUCAGAUUUAUUUUGGUGGAAAAGUGCGCCAUUUUCGCGUCUUUGUUUCGAUUCGAAACAUUCUGUAAAUGGGAUUCCCUGGCCCGGGUGGACCAUCAUCCGUCGAUUCUGUGCGGAGAUUUCGAUAACGCUAACUGUGGUGCGCUGAGGUUGAACGGCCCUCUUCUGACGGAUCUAUUGGAUCUAUUUGAUGUCGACUAUCCGGAUAAGCUGCGGUGGCCAUCCUUGCAGAAGUCCCCUGGAAAUCUUCCAUCCGCCGCACCAGAGGCCGUUGAAAGAUGCCGCCAUGGUGGUGGUUCCCAUUCAGCCAUCGACGACGAUGGCUGGAAUGGUAUCCGUCUAGAGAGAUUCCCCGUCGAUUCAAGAUUCAAAGAUGUUAAGGCUGCCGCACGCACAGGCAAGCGACCAACAAUCGGCAUUAUGCGUCACUGGCAAAGAGCUGGUGCUUCGCUGACUACCCAUCACCUACGCCGUCACCGAAGUCGAACAGGAAAUCAGAUUGAAGUGCCUGGAAGUCACGCUACAGAUCUUUAAGAAACCCCAAAUCGGAGGCAAUAUUGGUCUUAAUUAGGAACCAAUAGCUUCCGGUACAACCUGUCCGAGAUACUCACAAUGGUGACGAUUUAAAAGUUGCUGCCACAUCUGAAACGGGACGGGACACAGCAUUGCUGAAGGGCAUCACCUCCAUCGAGUACCAAGCAGAUUCUUCCUCGACCAACUGCAAAUAACUUGAGGCGCUCAGCGUUGAUCUGACCGACUAAUUGGU